CGCCUUUGGCAGCCGCAGCGCCUUGACGCGACGCGACGCGACGCGACGUGGUGGUUGCCUUUAAAGGACGCGCCUUCCUUGCUCUUUCACCUCCAUCAACUCCUCCGCUGCCACCAGCUCGUUCAUUACACCUCUUCUCCACCACCACUAUACGAACACUCGAAGCCGCCAUGGCUCGAAAGUCCACCCGAGGCGCUGCCAAUGCCGCCAAAGGCAAAGCGACAGCUCAAAGCGACCCGCCAGUUCCGAAAACAGGACGUCGUUCGACUCGUAGCCACGAUGUGGUUUUUUCGUUCCUCAAGCUGCCCGUCGAAGUUCGCAUCCAGAUCUACGAGUACGCUCUACCAGAGAAGAUGACGUGCAGAGAAGUCAACAAAUGCGAGCGUAACUCUGACGAGCCUUGCUUCUUUGAGUCCAGUGACGCACUCCAUCCUGGGGACGGAUGCCGUGGUUACACCGCCUUGCUUUGUACCUGCAAAGAGAUUUACGAGGAAGCCGUAGACAUACUCUACAGUUCCACCCGCUCUCACACCAACAAAUUUCGGGCGGGGCAGGUGUUGAUCAUUACUGAUGAUGAGAUUACGAUUCGGAACUACUCGAUGUUCUGCCGUAGACACCUCAUGUACCGGACAGAUGUUUCAGCCUUUUUUUUCCAAGAUGCGCUUCCUCGAAAUCAGUAUUCUCGCUACGGAAUCCACAGAUAUGGACAUGAACUCGGAACUAUACGGCAUGCAGUACUAUGAUCCUUCUGGAUUUAACGAAUACAACAUUGUCAGGGACAACAUUCGAUGGGUUGUUGGGCAUCUCAAGUGCGCCAAAGACCUGAAAGUACUUCAUAUCGAGGUCGAUUGGAAAUACAUCUUCAAGUAUGGGGAUCCUCCUGACCUCUCGAAAGCAGAAUGUCUACUGGAAC
This is a messenger RNA of Aplosporella prunicola CBS 121167, 913 nucleotides long. RefSeq lists its product as uncharacterized. The record is from RefSeq and is a predicted model, not a curated record. The transcript has a single exon. The coding region runs from base 171 to 743 and encodes 190 amino acids. NCBI's taxonomy places the organism in Eukaryota, Fungi, Ascomycota, Dothideomycetes, Botryosphaeriales, Aplosporellaceae.